Messenger RNA from Ostrinia furnacalis (Asian corn borer), 1559 nucleotides. It is a transcript of the gene Hsp70-14, whose product is annotated as heat shock 70 kDa protein 14-like. Bases 120 to 1541 code for a protein of 473 amino acids. The transcript has a single exon. Gene Ontology annotation, molecular function: ATP binding; ATP-dependent protein folding chaperone. Gene Ontology annotation, biological process: protein folding. Lineage: Eukaryota; Metazoa; Arthropoda; Insecta; Lepidoptera; Crambidae. The record is from RefSeq and is a predicted model, not a curated record. Gene Ontology annotation, cellular component: cytosol; nucleus.
AAACAUAGUCAUAACCUCACCAGCAAAGGUGGAAAAUUAUUUGUAACGUGUGAUUAAAAGACACCAAUUCAGUUGAGACUGCGUGUUAAUAUUUAAGACUGCAUUAAUCAUUAUAAACAAUGACGACUGCUUAUGGAAUACAUCUGGGAAACAACUCUGCUUGUCUUGCCUCGUUUACCAAUGGUGCUGCUACCGUGAUCGCUAACGAUGCCGGUGACCGAGUGACCCCAGCAAUCGUCGCUCUCAACGGUUCGGAAUGGGAGAUCGGACUUACCGCUAAAUCUGGUCAGGCUCUGACGAAGGUCAUAAUCAAACAUAACAAGCGCCUGAUGAACUGUGAUUACAAUGAAGAAGAUCUGUCCUACGUCGAAACUUCAUCAUCUUGCCGCAUUCAAAACGAAGAUAAGCUGACAUACGAGUUUGAAACAAGUGAAACUACACAGUAUUCUAACCCAGAUAACAUUGCAACUAAGAUUUAUGCUAAAUUGUUCACUAUUGCCAGCCACUCUAUGAGGAGUGAAGGAGACUUGAAGUUGGUGUUAGCAGCCCCUUUGCAUUGGUCAAAUGAAAGCCGAGACAGAUUGGUUAAAUCAGCUGAAUUGGCUGGUUUUGAUGUAUUACAAGUGAUAAGUGAGCCAGCAGCUGCACUAUUAGCUUACAAUGUUGAAGAGACUGAAGAUGAUAUUAAUGUCUUAGUUUACCGCCUUGGUGGGUCAUCGUGUGAUGUCUCCAUCCUAAAAGUUUCGAGGGGAUUCAUAAGUGUUGAAAAAAGUAUAUUCCGCUCCGAUCUAGGUGGACAGUGCCUUACAAAAGACUUGGCACAUUAUAUUGCUCAAGAAGUGAAGCAGAAGUGGAAAUUAGAUCCCGAAGAAAGUAAGAGAGCCAUGGCAAAGUUAAUGCUCCAUUCAGACAACUGCAAACAUGUUUUGUCCACAUUGAGUUCAGCUCAUGUCUUUAUUGAGUCAUUGAUGGAUGGUGUUGAUUGGAGCCAAAACAUUUCUCGGGCAAGAUUUGAAAACAUUAUUUCUUCAAAAAUAUCUGCAUAUAUAGAGCCAGCUCAGAAACUGAUUGAAAACUUUGAUGGGAAAAUCCACAAAAUUGUUCUGAGUGGAGGAAGUAUGAAGAUUCCAAAACUACAAUCUGCGAUUGCCAAUUUAUUGCCUGAAGCUGAAGUACUUUCAGGAAUCAAUCCCGAUGAAGUUAUUGCUAUGGGAUGUGCUAAACAAGCUGGCAUGUUAUUUGAAAUUCCUGAUGUUAAUUUGCACGAUAUGAGUGCUGAAGUAGAAUUCUUAGGGAAAGAUAUUUAUCUUAAAUACCUGGAUCAAACAGUCCAAAUAUUUAAAGAAGGCACACCUCCAUUUGCUCAGAAUACUUGUAGUAUAGAUGCUGGCAAAGAUAUCAAAGAUAUAAGCUUCAGUUUACUGGAUAAUCCUGAGGGUGAUGAGUUUGCGAAAGAAACAUUCAAUGUAGAAAGCUUGACCAAACCAUUUACAUUGAAAGCCACAUUGCAGAACUCCAAAAUAUUGUUACAAGUUGAAUAAAUUAAUAUUUUCUUAAUA